Molecule: messenger RNA, 1938 nt
Organism: Neomonachus schauinslandi (Hawaiian monk seal)
Lineage: Eukaryota; Metazoa; Chordata; Mammalia; Carnivora; Phocidae
Product: zinc finger protein 383-like
Exons: 8
Coding region: 1-1938 (645 amino acids)
Biological process (GO): negative regulation of transcription by RNA polymerase II
Molecular function (GO): DNA-binding transcription repressor activity, RNA polymerase II-specific
Source: RefSeq, a predicted model, not a curated record
AUGGAAGUACUGGACUCUGAAAAGGUGUCUAUUGUCAUCAACACUCGGCAGUACCCCCGGGACUGCGCGGUCGCAGUGCUUCGCCGUAGAGAGUGGAGGAGCAGGGGUCGAGGGCUGGCGCCGGGGGAGGAAUACUCGGGUCGAACCUCUUUGGGGGUCUUUCGUGUUCUGGACUACACUUUCCAGAGGCCUCCGGGAGUGACGUCACUUCCUUCUAAGGUGGUAAGCGCCGUUGUGCCGGAGCGAGCUGCACAGCGCCCCGGCGCGGGAAGCUCGGCCCGUGGGUUCGUUCAGGUCUGGCGGAACGUGAGGGGAACGCCGGGGAAGCUGAAGAGGUUGGUGUUGUUCAAGGAUGUGGCCGUAGACUUCUCUCAGGAGGAGUGGGAGUGCCUGGACUUGGAACAGAAAGAUUUGUACAGAGAUGUGAUGUUGGAAAACUAUAGCAACCUGGUCUCACUGGCAGGAUUUUCCAUUUCUAAAGCAGAUGUGCUUUCCUUAUUGAAGCAAGGGAAAGAGCCCUGGAAGGUUGUGCAGGAUGUGACAAGAAGUCAGAGUUCAGACUGGGAAUCCAGAUGUGAGACCAAAAAGCUGUCCUCAAAGAGAGGAAUUUAUGAAAUAGAAUCAUCUCAAUGGGAGAUAAUAGAACAGCUCACAAGACAUAAGUGUGAGUGUAAAAGUUUUCAAGAUGAUAGGGAAUGCAAAGACCAGAUUGAAAGCCAAUUAGGAAAUAAAGAGGGACUUUUCAGGCAACUUUUAAUCACUUGUAAAGAAAUUCCCAAUUUUAGCCAGACCACAUCCCUUACAUUAAAACGAAGAAUUCAUUCCAAUGAAAAAUUCUGUGCAUGUAAAGAAUGUGGAAAGGCCUUUAUUCGGGGCUCAGAACUUACUUACCAUCAGAGAGUUCAUGUUAAGAAACCCUAUGAAUGUAAGGAAUGUGGAAAAGCCUUUAUUUGUGCCUCACAGCUUACUUAUCAUCAAAGAAUUCAUACUGGGGAGAAACCUUAUAAAUGUAAAGAGUGUGGGAAGGCCUUUAUUCGUGGCUCUCAUCUUACCCAACAUCAAAGAAUUCAUACUGGUGAGAAACCUUAUGAAUGUAAGAAAUGUGGGAAAGCCUUUAGUUAUGGCUCACAGCUUACUCUACAUCACAGACUUCAUACUGGCGAAAAACCCUAUAAAUGUAAAGAUUGUGAGAUGUCCUUUAUUCGUGGCUCACAACUUACUGAACAUCAGAGGAUUCAUACAGGUAGGAAACCACAUGAAUGUAAGCAAUGUGGAAAGGCCUUUAACUAUGGCUCACAGCUUAUUCGACAUCAGAGGAUUCAUACUGGUGAGAAACCCUAUGAAUGCCAAGAAUGUGGGAAAUCAUUUAUUCGUGGCUCACAACUUACUGAACAUCAAAAAAUUCACACUGGUGAAAAACCUUUUGAAUGUAAGGAAUGUGGGAAAGCCUUUAUUCGUGGCUCACAUCUUACUCAGCAUCAGAGGAUUCAUACUGGUGAGAAACCCUAUGAAUGUAAAGAGUGUGGGAAGACCUUUAUUUAUAGCUCACAACUGACUCAACAUCAGAGAAUUCAUACAGGUGAGAAUCCCUGUGAAUGUAAGCAGAAACCAUAUGAAUGUAAGGAAUGUGGUAAGGCUUUUAUUCGUGGCUCACAGCUAACUUACCAUCAGAGAGUUCAUACUGGUGAGAAGCCCUAUGAGUGUAAUGAAUGUGGGAAAGCCUUUAUUCGUGGUUCACAUCUUACUCAGCACCAGAGAAUUCAUACCGGUGAGAAACCAUACAAAUGUCAUGAAUGUGGGAAGGCCUUUAAUCGUGGCUCACAACUUACUCAACAUCAGAGAAUUCAUUCUGGUGAAAAGCCUUAUAAAUGUAAUGAAUGUGGUAAGGACUUUAGACGUCACUCACACCUUACUCAACAUCAUAAACUUCAUAAUUGA